This is a messenger RNA of Babesia sp. Xinjiang, 8349 nucleotides long. Its product is annotated as Histone acetyltransferase GCN5. Gene Ontology annotation, cellular component: trans-Golgi network; endosome. The record is from RefSeq and is a predicted model, not a curated record. Gene Ontology annotation, molecular function: acyltransferase activity, transferring groups other than amino-acyl groups; protein binding. NCBI's taxonomy places the organism in Eukaryota, Apicomplexa, Aconoidasida, Piroplasmida, Babesiidae. The transcript is spliced from 2 exons. Gene Ontology annotation, biological process: Golgi to endosome transport. The coding region runs from base 1 to 8349 and encodes 2782 amino acids.
AUGUCAAGUGACUCUGUGCCCAGCUCAACAGUCAUCGACAUCACGCCAUGGAGCGACAGGAAAAAGUUCGAUGCAGAAGUGCAGCAUAUACUGCUGCAAUUCGAAAAGCCAAAGGAAUGGGCUGAUUUGAUGAAUUGCUUGCUCAAACUACAUAGAAGUAUACGACAGUCACCAAUAUGUGAAAUCCCACAGAAGGAAACUAUAUGCAAGAGAUUGGCGCAAUGCCUUAAUCCACAACUGCCAAGCGGUAUACACGUCAGAGCUCUGGAGGUAUAUAGCUCAAUAUUGGAAAAAACCGGGCCAGAGGGGCUGGCGCAAAACCUGGCGCUCUUCAGUAGCGGGCUAUUUCCGUUCUUCACCUAUAGCUCGUCGUCAGUGAGGCCCAUCUUUCUGAACCUCAUAGAGCAAUUCUAUAUACCGCUAGGGAAAAAAUUGCUGCCGUGCCUCAUAGGGUUACUAAUUUGCAUACUGCCAGGUUUGGAAGAUGAUAAGUCAGAGACCUAUGAACAGGUCUACAAGGCGCUCGAACGCAUCAGCGAUUGUGUUUCCGAAAGGAGUUAUAUGCGCGCACUUUGGGUCAUAUUGCUCAAUGCAAGCAAAAUCAGGUUGUCUACCCUCACGGUCAUCGCAAAUAAACUGGCGCCAGGAUUGCCAAUGCUACCGCCAGAAAGAGUGGAAAUAUUAGUACCGCACAGGCACGUAUUAGUGAUGAAAAGUUUGGAAGCGACCACUGAAGAUGACUCCCUUUUAGUUCUCAGGGAAAUGAUCAACAUGUUGAUCAAACAUUUCCCAAUGAACUCCGACAUUCUCAGUGAUGUAGACAAAUCCGUCUUGUGCAGACAAUGCCUCAAACUACUGACAAAAAGGAACUGGUCGCUCAAUAGGCGGUUGUAUCACUGGAUCUUCAACGCUACCAACGAUUUCAAUACGUCCUCCGAGUCUCUGGAUCUCACAUAUUUCACGAAGUAUUCAAAGGACAAUCUCAUUGCAGCCAUCAAAGACCUACUCAUGGCCAAGGGGAAAAACCUAGAUGAAGUGUUGAUACCUAUUAAAAUUAUUGUUACAUUCAUCACGGAUGCUGAUCUUAAGGGGGUCUCCGAUAAACUCAUGCCUGAGCUCUGUAUACCCAUUCUGAAGUAUAUAUGCAAAGAACAUGAGGAAGAAGAAUGGAGGGCAAAUGUAAUCGAGGGAACAAGACUAAUAUUCGACACAAGCCUUACACCGACGAGCGUCAUAUUCGAAUCUAUAGUAGAUGAGUACAACGCGUGCGCUGCAUCGACUUACGCAAACUGCUCCAGCAUAUGGCAUGGCCUCCUGGAGCUGAGCAGCGUCUAUCUGGACGAGGUUUGCCCGCAACUAUACCUAGAAGAUGUACUAUGUGGGCUUUUCAUGUUGAUGAACAACGCUCUAGACCAUCUUCACAGACUCAAAAUCGAAAAGGACCUCACGAUUAUCAACCAUGUAAUCAUGUAUGUAUCAACCAUAUUCUCAAGGAUAGAGGCAAUCAUAAGGGGUGAUGGCAAUUCUAUACCUUUUGAUGAUACCAUAAAGUUGGAAGAGGAUGAAGAUAACAAAUUGAACAUGGUUGUGGAGUAUCAAACUACGUGCAACACAUACAUAUCCAGAUAUUUGGACACUUUGUACACCGACGCGCUUACGUAUUUCGAAAAACGUACAGAUCAGCUAUCAGCCUACGAAGUCAACACCGUAGAUGCCCUAAAUCACCUGGCUGUUCGAUUUGUUGCUCUUGAUGGAUGGAUGGCCAUUGUUCCACUGACAAAGGGGUUCAGAGAAUCUAAGACGUAUAUCGAUUCGAUAGAGGAUAUGGAGUUAGAUACACUUAAUGAAACUUAUCUUCCGGAUGCUGCUGGAGUGGAACUGACACCUUUGAACUCGUGCAGACUACCAAUGUUGUUCAGAAGCGAUUCGGAGUUGUCAAGAAACAGCGAAAUGACGCCACCAAAUUUCAAAGUAACGAAGAGUAGGUGUGCGUUUAAGUUGGAAAACUGGAUGGAGGCAUUACUCAACUGUACUAUUUCCAAUAACGCACAACUAUUUUGCAGAGGGAUUAGAACAUUCAUAGAAAUCCUUAGGUUACCCAACAAACGAGAGAUGUAUACAUACGUCGAAACAGAUGGCGAACAUGUGCGGAGUAUCGUUGAAAGGUUGUGGAACUCUCUUGACGAUACCCACGCAGCAAACCAUUCAGAAAUAGUGUUACUACUGAUACAAUUUAACACAACCAUGCCUCUUUCGAGAAUAGAAACAGAAAAAAUCAUUGUGAAAGAUCUCACAAGUUUGUACACGGAUGUCAAAGUUGCUGCGAUGCUAAGGUUUGGUGUACUCUGGAGGUAUGGUUACAUACAUGCGCCAGAUGAAGAACUGUUUCCAGAAGCACUGGGUUGUAUAUUGGAUAACGUAGAGGAAGCUGAUCCAAAGUUGAGGUACUAUUCCUGCUCAUUUCUCUCUGAAUCAGUUGCAAUAUUGCCAAACCUCAUUAAUCCCAUUCUACGAGCACUCGUGUCAUUCGAUAAGGUCAACCCUGCAUCUUACAGCACUCAUAUUGUGGACGUUUUAAGGAAGUUCCGCCAUUUAUCGUAUAUUGUAAGUCGUGAAGGUCCCAUGUUACUUGAUUUGAUGCAACGGUGCCAAGCGCCGCCGCAACUCAUUGAGCUUGUUCAAGGGGAAGAUCUAUAUAGCACUAUGCUUGGGGUCACGGAGUCAAGUCAAGGAGUGAAAACGUGUGGCGUUGUAGGUGACGGGACGAACAAUUCCCAGCCGAAAAAUGAAGACAAUACGCCGGUGGAGAGUAAGCGCUUAGAACCUCUUGUGGCUUUUCCCGUACUCAGAGAUCCAAGACGUAUUUCAUAUGAAGACGUAUGUAUAUAUGAUUACGUAGAUCUCAUAGUGGUACUCACAUUGAAGUAUAUAUGUCUAGAUGUGGAUGUUUCCGCAUUGCUAAAUUUCACGACAUUUGAAGGAUUGGUGCAAUACGCAAAUGGGACUACGGAACAUCAACUGGAAAGGACGCACAUGUCACACGAAAAUACUAUGUUGUUCAGAUGUACAGCCAUAGAUUUCAUGAAAUUAUUCUUGUCCACCAUUCAACCCACAAGCAGGGCGAAAGAGGUGGCGUGUCUGAUAUCGAGACCAUUACUGUUUGUGUUGUACCAUUUCCACUUGAAGGAUGAGGCGAUCAUUCAGACUCAACUGUUGUACUUGCUUAAAGUUGUAGUGGACAGGUGUCAUGUAGAGGCGCAGUCUGUUAGUGAAAUCACAACUGCUCUCAUAGAAUCCACUAAGCAACUCUCUAGGCAAACGUCUAUUCAAAACAAAGGGAAUAAAUCUAAACCAUCCGAAGUAGAAUCGCCAUCGGUGAAGUCUGAAGAUAGUGAAGCGGGAAGGGUUGAUUUAGCUGAAGUAGAGCGAAAAGAGAUGGUUGGGAGGUCGACGGUUGGCGGUCAAGAAAGUAAGAAUUGGCGGAAGUACAUCACGGACGUACCGAAUAACACCAUGAUGGCACCAACGGAUGCGGCAUCGAUGCAGGAAUACUAUGCACGGGAUGCGAUAGGUGGCGAGCGUAGGGAUCUGUUUGAUAAGAAAUGCUGUAUACUAUCCAGGAUGUAUAUAAUCAAUCUAGUCGCAGUGAAACAACAACAUGUAGGCAAACUUAAAAAACUCUCGGACGAUCCGUUUUUCGGGGAAAUUUUGGAAUCAUGUAUUCGAAACACUGCUAAAUCAAGUAGAACACAUCUGCUACAGUCAUACAUUGGGUUCUCAUUACAUUCGCUGAAGUACCUCACUGGAUCGGAUUCGAUCAGAUAUUCAGCUGCUUUCAUAACGCACUUCUGUACCCAUCUCAGUCAAGGAAGAGAAUGCAUCAAUAUUGCUGCGGUUUCACAAUAUCUAAGGGGAAUUUGUGUGAUGCUGGGACAUAUAACCACUAAAUUGGGAGACUUCAAAAUGGAUCUGAAGUCAUCGGAAAGGUUCAACCACGAAAAUUCCUUGCCACCCUGCAGUUUAUCGUCUAUUCUUAGCUUGACGACAACAGACCGAGAGCACAAUGACGGAAGCGAUUCUGGUAGGUCUCUAUUCGGUUUUGGAUCGAAGCAAAAGGGAAACGAGGCGACUAUCAAGAACCCAAUCAAAUUUGAAAUAGCACAAGUGGUGAGCAUAUGUAUUGAAUGCCUGCUCUGGGUGAAAACGCGAAACAAUAUUGGUACUGUAAAUAGGGGGAGAGGAUUGGCAGGUGGUGAUACUGUGGUUGUUGAAUCUCCACACGGAGAUUCUAUUGGAUUCAAGGGUGAUGGGAGCAUUUCGCAAUCUAUCAGGCUAGACAUCAUCAUGUCGAUACAAAAUAUAUACAAUGAAAUUUUGCAAGGGUUCAGAUUAUUAUUCGAAUUCCUGCCAUAUCACUUCACAGAAGGGUGCCUCAUCCUUUGGGACAAGGCUGAAAACACACAAGUGUGUCGUGAGAUGAAACUUGAACUGAUGAGCUGUCUCAAUGCCAUCCCGCAGUUCUCGAGGCAUAAAAUGAUCUCGUAUAUUAUUGACAUGCUAGAGCCCUUUGCAAAAUCUUCAAAGUAUAAGGUUAUAAAGGGAUAUCAGCUACUCAGCAGCGAUGUUAGGGAUAACUCUGUAUGUGAAUUCAUAUAUGCUCUAACAGACCUGCCUAUGGCCGCCAAAAAGGACAUAGAAGGGACUUUCGAAGUCAUGAAGCGAUAUAUAGGAUUCGUGCUUAACAACCCAAGACAGCCAAUGGUUUUGCUUUGGGCGUUCCAAACCAUUAGUAACUUCGAUAAGUCGCAUCCAACAAAGAAUGUCAAUGUUAUCGGAAAGCUAAUGAAAAAGUGGCUAAGUGAACUCAUGUAUGGGUUGAUAUAUCAGUGCGUUGGUUUGUACAUGUAUAAGGUCUGUACGUGGUUACCACCAAAGUUGUAUGACCUCGAACCGCCACUGCCACCACAUAUAUACAUGAUCAAUAGCUACUACUUCGACCGAGUCAACCCGAAAAACUCCGUGUUGACUUGUGGUAGUUAUACGGUGAAACACGACGCUACAAAAUCCAAUGGUGAAACAACAGCAGUCGAUAGUCUUGAUUGCCUCUGCAAAAACGCACUUGCGCAAUUGGUCGUAUUUAGCUACGAAACAGUGCAACUAAGCAGAAGAACGGCCGUGGCAAAUAUAUUCUUUCAUGUACUCUGCGACAACUUAGGGUCCUAUAUACUACCGAUUUUGCAACAGAAAAUGGACCAACCUCUAGACUACCGUUAUCUGGUGCUCUUGUUGUUGCGCCAUCUACCCUUUGAGCUUUAUGAAGGGUCGUUGCAAUGUAUAAAGCGCGCAAUAAUAGACUACAUCAACACAAGUGGCUUCUUCAAAACGGAUCGCAGAGGGUUGAGAUGUAUAACAAAAAUAUUUCGUUUGGUAGCGGAUGAUGAAUGCAAAGGCACCGUGGACAGACUCAGCAAGCUGGAUAUCUACACGUGCCCUCCUCACAGUUCGGUGUUCACAAGCAAGUCUAUAGAUAUACAAGCGCGUAUUAAAUACCUUAAAAGGUUGGCAUUUGUUCUCUAUGCAUGUCGCAAUGAUACUUUCGCGACACAUAUCGCAACCAUCAUAGAGAGGCUCACAGAUAAUUGUAAAGCUUAUGAUGAUGACAAUUUGAGAGCUAAAACAUUGCUGGUUAUGAGGGUCCUCCUUAUUAAAGUGUCGCAGAAGUAUCUGACGGUGCUAUGGCCUGUUCUCCUUUCGGAACUUAUAAAGGUGUUCGACAGAGAAAAUAAGGCAUUGGUCGGACAUGACGCACUACAGAGUACUACCCCAAUGGACAGACACAGUGCUACCGCUGAAACGGAUCAGCCAACUGCUGUCAGCGCAGACUUGUCCCCGAGCAGAUACACGCUCCUGAAAGAAGUAUUGAAAAUAAUCGACGUCGCAUACGCGCUCAGGUUGAACGAUUUCCUCAUCUAUCAGUGGAUGUUCUUAAACGAUAGGGCCGACAAUGAUUACACAGAAAAACCAGAUGACGUGGAAAUGGAUGCGUUCGAGUUCAAGCCUUUCCUUAUGAUCGUUGAGCAAAAAUAUCCAGAAGAGGUUAAAAGACACCUGCUCAACGACCAAUACCUCAAAAUGAAAAAAUUCAUAAGCGUAUCAAGUGUUCAAGACACAGAAUUUUUACAGACAUUGCCUGCCGCCAGUGACCAGAGAAAAGUACUGGAUAAACCAUCAGAAGAGAAAGGGGAGGGGCAAACUGCCUUCAGGAACAGUCAAGAUCCCACUGACAGAAGGAAGCAUUUGCAGGAACUUAUCGACCUGUCAAUCGAAAACGAACUAAUGGAAACGAGCAGUGACCUUAGGGACCAAGAUGUUGAGCUCAAUAUUCACCAGAUAUGCAAAAUAAGCGCCAUAGGAGGGAUGCCAAGUAGUACCCGGUCGGAAGGGCCUCCUCGGGGAGGUGGUGAACGGGAGCAGAAAGGAGAGCGAAAGCAAAUACACAGAAGUGCCUUGCAAAAUGAAACAUCGCAAAAUGCAAGGUACAACAGUACAGCAACUGGAACCAUGGAGCAAGAAGAUAUCGCAAAUGAUACAUCUAUCACGGCGCUCGUGAAAAAUGUGGUUAGACUUUAUAUCGCAGACUGUAAAGCUAGACCGGAUCCGUUCGCAGCCAAUAUGGAAGUAAAAGUCGAGGAAGGCAGCGCCCCUGAGUAUUCUCAUUUGCAGCUCAACGGGAUAGAUGUUAGCGCUCUUGUCAAUUUCUCGUUGGAGAGGGUACCGGAGUCCAAAAGAGCAGACUUGUUGGAGCUCAGGAGAGCUCUAGCCGAUGCGGAUGCCAUGGGAAUUGUUGUGCUAGUCAAGAGUGUAUGUGCUAUUAUAGGCUAUCAACAGCUUUUGACGCCUGAAGCACGAAAAAACUUCAAUGAUGAACACUUGCAGGACUGGAUCAAAUCACACGACGCCGAAGUAUUCAUGGACAAAAACUAUGAAAGGAUAUAUGCUAGGUGGAAAAACUUCCUAAAAAGGCAAACGCCACUCGGAACAAAUCUAUGCGACUACUUCUGCGGAGACUUUCUUAAAUCAGUACUUAUCAUCAACGCAGACAGGGUUAGAUCAGAACUCGAAAAAACGGUAUUCAAGUAUCACCCUGAUAUGAUUAUAACUCUAUUGUGCAAGGAAUGUGGUCUUACGGAUGAACAGGCAAAAAUCAUAGGUACCAUGAGCAGUGCCGAUGGAUACCAGCUUCAGUCAUUAUUGCCUUCCGAAACCGGAUUAGGAUUUCUACACCGAGAUGCUGGAGGCGCGAAAGAGGAAGAUCUAGGUAUCAUAUCAUUCGAUUGUAUUACAAAUGAUAGAGAACCAGGGCAUCUGAUAAAACUGGUCACCGUCAAAAAUAUAUUCUCCAGGCAACUGCCAAAGAUGCCUAGGGAAUACAUUGUUAGACUGGUGUUCGACAGAAACCACUACACAUUUUGCUUGUUAAAGAAGGGAGAAGUUAUUGGUGGUAUUUGUUUUAGGCCAUACUUUGAACAAAGGUUUGCAGAAAUUGCAUUUCUUGCUGUAAAGUCCACCGAACAAGUGAAAGGAUAUGGUACACGUAUCAUGAAUCACCUCAAAGAGCAUGUCAAAAAGUCGAAUAUUGAAUAUUUUUUAACAUACGCAGACAAUUUCGCCAUAGGCUACUUCAGGAAACAGGGAUUUUCGCAGAAAAUCUCCAUGCCCAAGGAACGUUGGUUCGGAUACAUCAAGGACUACGACGGAGGAACGCUGAUGGAGUGUUACAUAUCGCCUAAUAUCAACUAUCUUAGGUUGAGUGAUAUGCUGGGUAAACAAAAGGCCAUUAUAUCACAGUGCAUCGAGGCCAUCAAACCACUGAAAGUAUACAACGGGCUUAAGUUCUUCAAAGAGAAUCCGGGGGCCACCCUAAACCCCAAAGACAUACCAGGGCUUUUGGAGGCGGGCUGGACUGAAGAAUCAGCAGCCACAAACAAACAUGGAGGGGAUGCAUUUGCGUCGGCAGAUGAUCCUGAAGGUAAAAAACCACUCAAAACGUGUAUAUUGGAUCUGUUGAAUAACUUAGAGAAACAGCAAAGUUCGUGGCCCUUCAGAAAGCCCGUCAAGCAAUCGGAGGCACCAGACUACUAUGACAUCAUCAAGAACCCUACUGAUAUAUCGACUAUGAAGAGGAAGGCCAAAAAUGGAGAAUACAAAACGAAGGCCCAGUUCGGAGAAGAACUCAAGCGCAUGUUCGACAACUGUAGAAGGUACAAUACACCACAUACUAUUUACUACAAGUACGCAAACGAGCUGCAAGCUUUCAUUUGGCCUCAAUAUGAGGGCAUUCAAGAAUGA